This is a messenger RNA of Notodromas monacha, 1075 nucleotides long. NCBI's taxonomy places the organism in Eukaryota, Metazoa, Arthropoda, Ostracoda, Podocopida, Cyprididae. The record is from the annotation of a GenBank genome assembly.
AUGAAUCGUGAAGCUGCUGAAGUCGCAGUUUUGGGCGACUGUGGGGUUGGAAAAACGAGUUUGUUGAAGAGAUUGGCGGAAAGUCGGAUAACUGCGAGGUAUGAGCCAACCGUUGGAUCCGACUUGUUGUCACUGACCCCCGUGAUUGACGGCAAAACUUAUCGAGUGUUUGUGCACGACUUUUCUGGGGCUCCUGAAUUUAAGCUUUUGCGUUCUGAAUUAGCGCAAAACGUGUCAGGGGUGGUGAUUGUGGUGGAUUUAAGGUCAGAUCAUGCGAAAUCAUCGGUCAGUUCCUGGUUUUCGGAGCUGGAAGCUUUCAAGAGACCGGCGAAAAAUCCCCUGGUCCUCAUCUGCGCCAACAACUUCACAGAAAGGCAGGAAAAGCGAGCAGAAGUGGUUGCAUUGGCCAGGUCGAAAUGCUGGGACUAUUGCGAGUGUUCACCCACGUCCUCGAACGUUUCCCAAUUGUUUCACACCUUUUUCAAAAAGGUGGUGAAUUCUUCGCAAAUUUCUCCAAAGUCUGAGUUGAAGGAUUUUUCUACUGUGCCGAGAACUUUUGGUUCCGCCGAAGCUCGGGAGGCCUUGAGAAGAAUAGUUUUAGGUGCUACUCCUUACGAGAAACUCGGACUUCGUCCCGGUGCGAGCAAAGAUGACAUCAAUAAGGCCUACAAGAAGUUGGCCAUGUUGUUGCAUCCGGAUAAGACUGACCUGGUGGGUGCUGAAGAAGCUUUCAAGGCGUUGAACGCGGCGAGAAACUCUUUGUUGCCAGGUUCUGGGACGACAACAAGCGGCUAAGAAAUAAUAUACUCUGUCAAGAUUUGCCGAAUUCUCAUAUGUGUUCUGCUUUGACGUGUGUGUCAAAUAUGAAAGAAAAAACCCAAUCUGUGUUCGAAGGGAAUUGAAAAAGAAAAGUCUUGUGUUCAAUAUAGGAAAUUUGUGCAUCGGAAAUCCUUCCAGAGUGCAAAAGAAAAGUUUCUGUGAGUUGGAAAACGUUCAGGUCGAUUUGAUGUUUCAGGAACAUUUGGAGCCUAUUUAUGAGGGGAACUGAAAUGUAUGAAUUAGUUUUCGAUUUUAA